Hirsutella rhossiliensis is the source of this 948-nucleotide messenger RNA. RefSeq names its product nmrA-like family domain-containing protein. Bases 1 to 948 code for a protein of 315 amino acids. The transcript has 3 exons. The record is from RefSeq and is a predicted model, not a curated record. NCBI's taxonomy places the organism in Eukaryota, Fungi, Ascomycota, Sordariomycetes, Hypocreales, Ophiocordycipitaceae.
AUGGCUCUAGAUACACUCCGUAUAUAUAUCGCCCAUAUAUACGUUCUAUCGCAGGCGGCCCACGCCGUCGUGGUGCUGUCUCGACAGGCCCGGCCCGAGUUCGCGCAGCUCGACGUGCAGCUGCACGUCGUCGACUACGACGACCUGGAGCGGCUGGCGUUUGCGCUGCAGGGCGUCGACGUGGUCAUCUCAACCAUCUCGGGCCAGGAGCAGCUCAACCUGAUCCAGGCGGCGGUGGGGCGGGUGCGCGUCUUCGUGCCGUCCGAGUUCGAGGGCAGCCUGAGCCGGCGGCCGACGCACGGCCACGACGGCAGCGACCCGUCCGGGCUGGACCGCGGGUCGGCGGCGGCGCUCGAGCUGCUACAGCAGUGGGCGCGGCAGUCGCGCAUCCGCUACACCGUCUUCUCGUGCGGCCUCUUCAUGGAGCGCUUCCACCCCUGGGGGCUCGGCUACCUCAACAUCGGGCGCGGGUCCGGCAUCGCGAGCGCGGGCGACUACCUCGUCGACAUCAACCGGGCGACGGCCGAGUACGCCGAGCGGGACGCCCGAGGCCGCUCCGUGCGCGUGUGUCUGUCGUCCGUGUACGACGUGGCGCGCUUCAUCGUCGCCGCCAUCGACCUCGGCACCGAGAAGUGGCCCGUCGAGUUCACCAUGCGCGGCGACCGCAUGACUCUCUCGGAGCUCGUCGACACUUGCAGCCGCGUCCGCAACGUCGUCUUCUACCGCCAGACGCGCUCCUACGCCGAGCUGCAGGCGUACCUGAGUUACUGCGCGCAUAGCGGCGACGUGCAACGCGUCGCCUACUAUCAGCGGCUGCUGGCCACGGCCAACGGACGCUACGACUUUAGCCGCGCCACCCUCAACGAGGCCAUUGAGCGGAGCGACCUCGUCGACGUCCAGCCCUUGAAGCUGAGCCAGUGGCUCAUGAAUAUGUUGCAGUCGGUGUAA